Molecule: messenger RNA, 6966 nt
Organism: Chrysemys picta bellii (western painted turtle)
Lineage: Eukaryota; Metazoa; Chordata; Testudines; Emydidae
Source: RefSeq, a predicted model, not a curated record
CUUGAAGUGGAGUUUUGUUUUUAAUAUGAAAAGGGAAGCAUGAUGAUCCUUUGGAUUCCUGCAGGGCACUUAAGUGAGAGCAGCUAUUGUUUCAUGUUUUUGGAGGGAGGCACUCUGUUUUGCACUGAUAGAGGAAGUUACAUCAGCAUGCAUAAUGAAGCAGUGGGAGAGCAACUUGUACUGUUUGGAAGUGGACACUCUCUGUUCUCACGGUCUGACAAGUGGCAGGGAAGAAUGUUUCCUGAGAACAUUUACUGUGUGUAAAAUCACAUGCAAAAGAGGAGAAGGAAAGCUAGAAAAAAUGUCAAGUGAAAUUAUUAGGAUGACAUGGACUUCUGUACAGUUUGCAUUGUCUUGACAAAGUGGAUUUUAUGGAAUCAUUUUUUACAUUGAAUUCAGAACAGAGGAAGUGUCAACAUGAAUCACCGAGCUACAGCUCCGAAGACAAGGGGUGAUAAUUAUCUGAGCAUAAAGAACAAAGCAGAAAUCAAACCUUGUAUUUCUUUUGGCUCGGGGACCUUUCCUUUGGACUCCGAGUCCCUUGACACCUACACCCAGAACACUCUCUCUGCAUUAUACCCGCCUUUUGAGGCCACAGCUGCCACUGUCCUGUGGCAGCUUUUCAGCAUAGUUGAAAAGCUGUAUCGAGGAGAUGGUCUCAGGUGCCUAAUUGAUUUCCUUGUCCCUGCCAAGAGAGUCUUACAAUGCAUUCAGCAAGAAACCUGUGCUAAAUACACUGGUCUUAUUUUCUACCAUGAAGGCUGGCCACUGUGCAUCCAUGAAAAAGUGGUAGUACAGUUAGCAUCUCUUCACAGAGUCCGUCUGAAACCAGGGGAUUUCUACUUACAAAUUCUUCCGGCUGGGAAGCAGUCAGCAAAACUAGUUUUAAAAUGCCUCUCCCGACAUGGACAAGGAAUGGAAGAAGUUAUUGUACCUGAAACCAUGUAUGGAUGUGUUUUCACCGCAGAAUUUUUGGAAAAUGUAAAUUGUGAAAGGGAGAGUGUUCCCUUGCAAAGCUGCUUACUUACCACUGGCCCAGCUGUAUAUAGAACACCUUGGAAGAAUAUAGUGAAUCCUAUUUUUGUCCCUACAACUGAAACAAUCCUGCAUAAUUAUUCCAGUAACCCUCUCCUUGAUCGGUUAAUCAGCAAUAAUACUGAUGUGAAAACAAUGACACAGACCAUGGAGAGCAAUAGUUCACAUGACAGUUCCACUUCCAAUGAUACUGGCUCUACUGUCAUAGAAACAACACUUACCGAUAAUCAUGGAAACCAAGGGAGUGAAGUGUAUAGUCCAGUUCAUACUGCAGAAAGUAGGGCUGAAUUAGAAUUCCCUGGGAUCCCAGCUGAGGAGAGCAAAGGAGAGUAUGUAAAUCUCAGUACGUUGACUAAGGACUGCCCCAGCAUAAUAGAGAGGGUUUUACCGCAGGCCACUGAGCCUGAAAUGACAUCUGAAGUAUUAAAAGGUGGAGCGUUAUCUCCCAUAAUGGAGAGAAAGAACAGCAUAAAAAGCAUAACUUUCAGCACGGAUUUGAGCAGCCCUUGUCCAAGAAGACGACAACUCAGGGAUUCUUCAUAUUUUGAGACAAGACGCUUGUUUAGAAAGUCAUACAUGGAAGCUUUGCAAAACCCAAUGAAUCUUGGUUCCAGCUCAGAGGAGUCAAUUGUAGACGAGGAGACUUCAGACCAGACAGUGGACUCAAGUGAAGUGAGUGAUGACUUGAGAAUCUCUGAGAGCAAAUCUCGUGAGAAACAAAUUGAGAAGGAAGAUUCUCUUGCUGAUAGACUUGCACCAAAGGAGGAAACAAUAGAGGUCAUAAGGCCUGAAGAUUGUUCACAGGCCUCAGAAAAACUGCUUAUACCUCAUGAAACUUUCUCAGUAGCAGAUUGCAGGGCUGGACCGAGAAGGUCUCGGUCUUUAGAUAGGUCACGUAAGAGUUCACAUGGUAAGGAUCAUAGUCCAAGGUUGUUCUCAGAUAGUUCAGCAAGUGCAAACCCUAAAAAGCUCUUAAACGGACAUGCUUUAAGACUGGGGAAGUUGGACUCCAAUGGUCAUUUAUUCAUUACUGUGAAAAGCAACAAAUGCAACAAAGAGGAUGAAGAUUUUCCUCAGCACUCAACAGUAAUAGACUCAAGAAACAGUUUCCAGGGUGAGUGUAACACAAUUACAAAUGCAUCUCCUGAGCUAUUCCAUUGUGAGAGUGAGCUGCUGCCUACAAAUGCUGGAGACCUUUGCCACAGAUUACCAAACCAAUUACUUGAAAUCAACCAGGAAUUACUGCAGUCUGGAGUCAUUUCUCUAUGUGGAAGCCGAGACCGGGGUGGCAGAGCAGUGGUGCAAGUCUGCACAAGAAAUACCAUCUGGUCAAGUGAACAUUCCACAAGUACAGAGCUUGCUCGUCUUCUGAUGUAUUUCUAUAGCAUUCCCAGGAAGGAAGUACGUGAUCUGGGGCUCGUUAUUUUAGUGGAUGCUCGUAAGUGCCAGCCUAGUCCUGGUCUUUUCAAAGCUUUCACAGCAUUACAGAGUGCAGUUCCUCACUCCAUUCACAGUGUCCUGAUAUUGACGGAGAAGGAAUCUGCAUUUAGACCUGACAAAGAUACUGCAAUUCAGUAUGAAGUCCUCACAUCACUGAAGGCUCUGCAAAAGCACAUUGACUGUACCCAGUUGACAGCAGAAUUUGAUGGAACCUUUCUGUAUAACCACCAUGACUGGAUGCGUUUCCGAAAGAAACUGGAACCCUUUAUUACAAACUGCAAAGAGGCCAUUGUCUUUCUACAGAACUCAGUCUGUUCGCUGAACUCCAAGAGAACCCUAAGUACAGUGCAGGAGGUCAGGGACUUAAUCGACAAACACAAGACAAUGAUGAAACUUGUUUUGGAAGAUGCAUUGCUGGUAACAUUAAGGCUAGAGGGUGGGACAAUCCUUGCAAGACUCAGGAAAGAGGAAUUCUGCAAUACAGAAGACUACCGAGAUGCCAUGGAGGCUAUAACAAGAUUGUACAAUCAAGUAGAUGAGGAGGUCCAUAGGCUGGUUCUCAUAUCAAAUAAGUGUCUGCAACAACUGGAGAAUCUCCAGGAAAUAAGAAAAUUUGAAGAAGAUUGUGACCAGAUAAAACUCUGGUUUGAAAAUGAAAGGGAGCGAUAUCUUGGCCCUUUAGAUCAAGAACUGCUUUCUCUGGAAAGUGUGAAGAAGCAGCAAGAAGAAUUCAGAGUUUUCAGUGACAAAGUGAUGCAAUAUUGUGAGAAAGGGCUGCUGCUGAUACAAAAGAACUGCUCACUGAACUUGGAAGAAAAAGUUCAGACCUUCAGGAGUUAUUUGAGUAAUGUCAGCACUCAGACAGAGAAAAGGAAGAGUGAGCUGGAGAAGCUGAUCCACUUGUAUGAGUUUUACGAGACGGCACAUGGGUGGAUGUUACACUGCAAUGACUAUCUUGAACAUCUUACUGUGGAGAACAAAUACUCUCAAUCAGUGAUUCAGAGUUUGCAGAGCUACCACCAAGAAGCUACAAAAGUUUCUGCAGAAAACUUUCAGAAAGUGAAUGAGAUGGUAUUGGGUCUGGCUAGCAAAAAGGAACUAAAACAAUGGAAUAUUUUAUGGCUAAAAUGUCAGCAAACAAGGCACCAUUUAGAAGAGGUCCUUUCUGAAGCUCUCAAAGGUUCCAACAAAGAAACUUCUCGCAAAGUCCCCCAGGAAGCGGAUGCAAAAGUUAACUGUGAGUUUGAUACUGAAGAUGCUAGACAACCAAGUCAGUCCCUUUCUCGACUCUCUUCUAACACUGAUAAUAACAUUUGGGAUAAUAAUGUUAAGUCAUUGCAUAAACCUCAGCAUAUGAGCCUGCCAUCAGGAGUACCACCUUUUUUAGACCAUGAGAACUCCAAUCAAAAUAUGGAUGUAUAUGUGCAGCUUAAUGCAUCUCCACCACAGACAUUUACUCCUCUCUUGGGUGGGCUUCAAAGGACUAGCCCAAUCUCAGAAGAUAUGGACAAUGUUUCCACCUCAGGAUCAGCCUCCUGCUAUUCUGAGCCAGUCCAGUCACCAACUACCCGCCACAGAAAACAUCCACUAAAGAAAAUCAUGAAGAAAACUAAAAGCUUUGAGUUUACUCAGCUUGAGAGCAGCCACAGCGAGUUGCACCGCCACGGAUACACUGGAGUUUAUAUCAAGGGAUUGGAGGUGGCCAGCAAUGUUGCUGCUGAGAAGAAAUACAUGCAGCGCUUGAAUAUUAAAAGCCCUUUGAUUAGUAGAAACCGAAGUUUAUCUUCCCCAUCAAGGAUCCAUCAUACAGAAGAAGAAGAAAAAAAGAGAGCAGGAAGCAGCAAAGUGCAACAUAUAAUGGAUGAAAUGAUCACAACAGAAAGGGAAUAUGUUAGAUCCUUAGGAUAUAUCAUCGACAACUAUUUUCCAGAAAUGGAAAGAAUCGAUUUACCUCAGGAUUUGCGAGGGAAGCGGAAUAUUAUCUUUGGGAACCUGGAGAAGCUCUAUGAUUUCCAUUGCCAGUAUUUUCUAAAAGAGCUGGAACACUGCAGAGACUUCCCACUGCGUGUCAGCCACUGUUUUCUCAGACAUGAAGAACAGUUUGGAAUGUAUGCAUUAUACAGCAAGAACAAACCACAAUCGGAUGCUUUGCUUAUAAGCCAUGGAAAUGCAUUCUUUAAAAAUAAACAACAGGAUUUGGGUGAUAAGAUGGAUCUGGCUUCCUAUCUGCUGAAGCCUAUUCAAAGAAUGAGCAAAUAUGCUCUUCUUCUAAAAGAUAUGAUCAAAGAGUGCACUAAGACCCAGGAGCAGGAGCUCAAUGAUCUCAGGGCAGCUGAAGAAAUGGUGAAAUUCCAGCUUCGCCAUGGAAACGACUUACUUGCUAUGGAUGCCAUUAGAGGGUGUGAUGUCAAUUUGAAAGAACAAGGACAGCUGAGAUGUCAAGAUGAGUUUAUUGUUUGCUGUGGAAGAAAGAAAUAUUUGAGACAUGUCUUCCUUUUUGAAGACCUCAUCUUGUUUAGCAAAACAAAAAAGAUUGAUGGGGGAUAUGACAUCUACAUGUACAAACAGUCAUUCAAGACGGCUGAGAUUGGGAUGACAGAGAAUGUUGGAGAUAGUGGUCUGCGAUUUGAAAUCUGGUUUAGAAGGAGGAGGAAAUCCCAGGACACAUACAUCCUUCAAGCAAACUCAACAGAAGUUAAAAUUGCUUGGACCAGUAUCAUAGGAAGGAUUCUUUGGAGACAAGCUCUGAGAAACCGAGCCAAUCACUUCAGAAUUCUUCUCAGAAAUUCCUAAUUCACACCAAAAGAGAAGUAGCACAGAAAGCGACAGUAAACUCAGAACUGACAGGAACGGAAUAGAUAUGAACAAAGGAGGAGGGACAUGGCAUAUUUAUUCUAAAUCCAUCUGGGCAUUCCAUGAAUUAAUGCUGCAGCUUUAGGACCUUUUUUCCUUCUGAGUACUUGUAGCAACAGUGUCUUCUUAAGGAUUUGGAUAUUUCUAGGUUCUAACAAUAUGGAAAGAUUCUUGUACAUCUUUCUUUAUUUUUGUUAUUAAGGAUUGUUGUAUAUGUGUAUGGUCAGCUUCAGUUUGGCUCUGUUGUUUUGUAAAUAUCCCAUCAAAGAUCAUGUGCCUGAUUAAUGGUGAUUAACUAUAUUCUCAGAUUCAUUUCAUUACCUUAAUAGGUUUUUAGAAGAAUGGUUCCCAGCAUGUUUGAGAAACUCUGCUACCAGACUAAGACCUUGAUGUACCAGUCAGUGCCUACCUCCUUCCGUUGAGCUGUGUGUCCUUUAACCCACAAUUAUUAGAGAAACAAUAAGUUCAUUUUACUGCAGACCUGGGGUCAGUUAAUGACCCCUAAGCUAUUUAGAAGAAAGCAGGGCUUAAAUUCUCAUAGAUUAUUUCACAGAGCCUCCCACCCCCCAUCCCCGCAAUAUGCUGUAAAACCUCCAGGGCCCAGCAGGCCGGGAGCGCCUCUGGCCUUCUGCCCUGCAGCAGGGUGGCGGGGCUCCAAACUCCCCUUGGUGGGCAAGCUGCCUCAAAGAGAGCAGGGACUGGCCAGGCCCAGAGAGGGGAGCAUGCCACCCUAAUUGUGUGGCAUGCAUAAUAAAACAGUACCAUAAUAUUCAUGCAGCUCUGGUAGUCUCCAUCCUUGGCACAAGCAGCCAUCCAUCCACAACAGGAAAAAAAGUUUAAUAAGGGUAGAUUCUCUGCCAAGAACCUUAAGUUAAGGGCAGGAAGAUAUUUGUACUGCUAGCCUCAAAGUACUGUGUAAAACAGUCCUGACACUAAAGUUAACUUCAUAAUAUGGUAUCCUGGUGGCAAUAGGCUUGGUGAUUUGUGCUAGACAUAAAUGACAUGCCACUUCCAGGGCUAUAUUUUUAGUAGGAGUGAAGUUAUGAACUCUGCUUUGAAUUGCAAUGUAUUUGACUGGUGUGGUGUCUGGGGAUGUUCUGCAACUGAGUCACGUUCAGUGGUGAUGAAAACAACAAUCAUCGCAUUUUCCCUCUAAAGAAUUAUUCUGUAAUGUUUGAGGAUGGUUGGAAAACAAAUCUCACUUUGCCAUUAGGAAAAAAAACACCUACUGGUAAAAAGAUUCAAUAAUAAUCAUGAAAUGGGUCUGAGAGAUGGCACGAGAGGAGAUGGCAGCAUUCUUUACAAUCCUUUAGUUACUUUAUAAAAAAUGAAAUCUGACCGACUCAAGUUGCCAGUCUCUGGCUGGCUCCAGAGCUAGAGUGUUUGCAGCUGAUAAAUGCUUUUCUCUCUUGUAGGGGGUCAGUAAGCUACUGCCGAGGGUACUGAAAAGAGGAAAAUAUUUUCGUUCUCCCAUAGCAGCAUAACUAAAACAUCAAAGGGGUGGCUGAUAUUUUUCAUAUGUGCAUUUUCCCACUUUAGAACUCAGAAUGCAAGAAAUGGUGUCAAUGGGAAUAGGCAAUAAACCUUUCAUGGACAUCAAGCCCAGUGAAGCAGCCAUAAGCGACCGAGCAAUAGAUU